GCGGGCAGCGGGGGGCCGCGACCCGGGGCUCGCCGCGCCCCUCCGGCCCCCCAGGGCCGCGGGGAGCCCGGACAUGGGCGUUCGGCUGACCCGUGGCGUGUUGGUACCUGCGGGAGGGCGCCCGGUGGAAAGUCCCUUCUUCCCAUGAGCAGCGCCUGCUGCUGGCGCUGGGCUCUCGCCAUGGACACUAUGAAAACCACCUACAUCGUGCUGGAGCUCAUCAUCGCCGUGCUCUCCAUCGCUGGCAACGUGCUGGUCUGCUGGGCUGUGGCCAUCAACAGCACCUUGAAGAACGCCACCAACUAUUUCCUGGUGUCGCUGGCCGUGGCGGAUAUCGCCGUGGGGUUGUUGGCCAUUCCUUUCGCCAUCACCAUCAGCAUCGGGUUCCAGGUGGAUUUUCACAGCUGCCUCUUCUUCGCCUGCUUCGUGCUGGUGCUGACACAAAGCUCCAUUUUCAGCUUGCUGGCGGUGGCCAUCGACAGGUACCUGGCUAUUAAGAUCCCACUGAGGUACAACAGCCUGGUGACCGGCAAGCGGGCGAGGGGCCUCAUCGCUGUGCUGUGGCUCCUGUCCUUUGCGAUUGGACUGACCCCACUGAUGGGCUGGAAUAAAGCCAUGAGUGGCUGUCCCAACGGCACCAACGAGACAGGGACCGAGCCUGGGACAGAGCACGACGGCUGCUUCAUCUCGUGCCUCUUCGAGAACGUGGUCACCAUGAGCUACAUGGUCUACUUCAACUUCUUCGGCUGCGUGCUGCUCCCACUCGUCAUCAUGCUGGGGAUCUACAUCAAGAUAUUCAUGGUGGCCUGCAAGCAGCUGCACCAGAUCGAGCUGAUGGGCAACUCCAGGACCACCCUGCAGAAGGAGGUCCACGCAGCCAAGUCUCUGGCCAUCAUCGUGGGGCUUUUUGCCUUCUGCUGGCUGCCCCUGCACAUCUUGAACUGCAUCACGCACUUCCACGAGGACUUCUCCAGAUCCAAGCCCGAGUGGGUGAUGUACAUGGCCAUCAUCCUCUCCCACGCCAACUCUGUCAUCAACCCCAUCAUCUACGCCUACAGGAUCCGGGAUUUCCGCUACACCUUCCGCAAGAUCCUCUCCAAGAUCCUCUGCAAGGCCGACGACUUCCCCAAGUGUCCCUCUGACAACAACCAGCACCUGACUGCCAUCAACAUCAGCUCCCCCGCGGCCUCGGUGACCGUAUGACCCUGCCCCUCCUGCCCCUGGAUGUCCAGCCCGUCCCUGGCGCUGCCCUUCCCCCUGUGAGCAGUCCCAGCGAGCUCCCAGGAGCGCUCAGAGAUGGCCACUCUGCAGUGGUGCAGCUGUGUUUUUAUUUUUAUUUUUGUAAUUAACGUCGUGCCUCCGUAGAGGAGUGACCUGAGCGGGGACACUGAGUGCAGCUCGCCCUCCUCCGUUGCCCCAGGGGGUGUGAGAGCUGGGAUCCUGUCGUGUUUCCUUUCCAGGUGUUUCCUUUCCAGGUUGGACACUGACUGGGGAAGACUCACCUGCUGGGGGGGUGUUUCCCCAAUUGUGCUGCUCAUGUCAAGUCAUAGGAUCUUUAUUUUAAUUAUUAUUUUUUUUUUUUAAUAUUUUGAUUCAUUUAGGAGUAAUAAUUUUGUAUCUGAUU
Molecule: messenger RNA, 1624 nt
Organism: Corvus hawaiiensis (hawaiian crow)
Lineage: Eukaryota; Metazoa; Chordata; Aves; Passeriformes; Corvidae
Gene: ADORA2B
Product: adenosine A2b receptor
Exons: 2
Coding region: 145-1203 (352 amino acids)
Biological process (GO): G protein-coupled adenosine receptor signaling pathway; adenylate cyclase-activating G protein-coupled receptor signaling pathway; vasodilation
Cellular component (GO): membrane
Molecular function (GO): G protein-coupled adenosine receptor activity
Source: RefSeq, a predicted model, not a curated record